UUUUGGCCUCAAGUUGCAAUCUGCCUUGCUUCCGCUUUUCACGCUCGCGUCCCUUUCCACAGUCUCUCGGAGCGAGAGAGAGCAGAAGAAAACUCUGCAGAGAGAAGCACACAAAAAAAUAUCCCCUUUUUUCCGAAUUCUACGGAAUCGUGGGAUAUCGUGGGUCCUACAAUCCUGCUACAGUCCUAAGCGGGAUCAUGUGAUCUCAGGACUACGAAUCACUUGGAUGCUGCCCUGCUGUUAAGUUUGGAAAACCAGGUAUAGAAUAGAUGGACCUCAGAGAUUUUAUGCACAGACACCGUGGAGCAUGAGAUAAUAGGUGAAAAUGUUUGUGGGAGCAUUAUUCGUCUUGAGAUAAUGCCAUCAUCAUCUGAAGUAUUAUAGCAUUGAAAACAAAAAAUUGUCAUGUGCACUGAAUGGAAAUGAAAACUCCACAGGAUUCUCCAUGUGCCGCAGAAGUUCAACCACCUUCACAAGAAUCUCAAGGUAACAGACAGAAUAAUGGAGGUGGUGAUGCUCCUGCAGCAGAAUCUACUUUGACUGCAAACGGAGAUAACAAGAAAGUUUCUCGUGAAGAUAUCGAAUUUGUUCAGAAUCUGAUAGAACGUUGUUUACAGCUUUAUAUGAAUAGAGGCGAAGUAGUUAGAACUCUGUCUAAUCGUGCCAGAAUUGAGCCAGGCUUUACCAGCCUAGUAUGGCAGAAGCUUGAAGAAGAGAACUCAGAAUUUUUCAGGGCUUACUAUACCAGGCUGAAGCUGAAAAAACAGAUUAUCAUGUUCAAUCAGUUAUUAGAGCAUCAGUACCAUCUAAUGAAUUAUCCUGUUCCAGCUAAGGUUCCUAUUGCACCUUUACAAAAUGGAAUUCAUCAUAUGCCCGUCAACAAUCUCCCUAUGAGGUAUCCUUUGAUCCCGCAGCCUCAAAUGUCAACUGGUCAACCACACCUUGAUCCUGUAGGUUGUGGACUAUCUAGCUGUCAUUUAGUCAAUGGAAUCCCCGCGCCAAGCAGCUUUCAGCCCAUUCGAAUGAAUUCUGUGAAUGAUAUUCUCAUAAGCAGAAGCAUAAACGAUGCUGCUCCAGCUGCAGCUCUAGGCAAUGUAGUGUCGAAUGUCCCAGAUAUGGCUGUUAGCCCUGCUUCAGCAGCAUCGAGCAACCACUUCCCUUUCACGCCAUCUGAAAUGUCAGGCAUGGGCUUGGAUACAGCAUCUCUGGAUGCAGCCUUCACGGCUGAUGUCGCAACAGCUGGAGGAUUACCAGAUGGUGGGGUUGGGUCCUCGAGGGACUCUAUCAGAUCCUUGGGUCAACUAUGGAACUUCAGUCUCUCAGAUCUUACUGCUGAUUUAACGAAUUUGGAAGAUCUUGGAGCUCUUGGGAACUACCCUGGCUCUCCCUUCCUGCCCUCAGACUCGGACAUCCUGCUUGACUCACCUGAACAGGAUGAUAUUGUUGAGGAAUACUUUGCCGAGAUCAACAAUGGCCCAUCCUCUCAGUCAGAUGAAGAGAGAUCAUAGUAAGCAUGCAGGGAUUACCUUCUACUGCUAUAAUCAGAUUAGUGCAUCCUUCCUCUCUGAACUAUUCUAUCUUUUUAAUUUAAACAAUUUUGUGAUUGAACAUUUGAAUAUUAGACAAAUAAAGAGAGAAUAAGUAAUUGCCUGUCUAGGUAUAUUUAUCUUGUAGUUUUUGGCUUUCUUGCUUUCACUAUAUGUAUUUCUGUGUAAAU
Messenger RNA from Phalaenopsis equestris, 1717 nucleotides. RefSeq lists its product as uncharacterized. The coding region runs from base 417 to 1508 and encodes 363 amino acids. The record is from RefSeq and is a predicted model, not a curated record. Lineage: Eukaryota; Viridiplantae; Streptophyta; Magnoliopsida; Asparagales; Orchidaceae. The transcript is spliced from 11 exons.